This is a messenger RNA of Bombus pascuorum, 603 nucleotides long. Its product is annotated as keratin, type I cytoskeletal 9-like. The record is from RefSeq and is a predicted model, not a curated record. NCBI's taxonomy places the organism in Eukaryota, Metazoa, Arthropoda, Insecta, Hymenoptera, Apidae. Bases 1 to 603 code for a protein of 200 amino acids. The transcript is spliced from 2 exons.
AUGGAGAGGGCGGUGUGCCGUGGCGUCCCGCAGGGUUCGGUACUGGGCCCGUUACUGUGGAACAUCGCGUACGACACGGUACUUCGGGCUCCGAUGCCCCCGGACUCGGCGCUGACGUGCUACGCCGACAACACGUUGGUGCUAGUGUGGGGAUCGACAUGGGGCAGAACCGUCCGUCUGGCGGAACUGGCGGUGGCCUGCGCGGUCGCCGCGAUCAAAGGGUUGGGGCUGGAGGUAUCCCCCGAGAAGUCCGAGGCGAUGGGACCUGAGGGCCAGCAGCCGCAGUCUCCGAGCGAUCAGGAGACUGCACAGGUCGGUGGCCAUCAGAAUCACGAGGGGUUUUCGCACCGUUUCGGCGGCGGCAGCGGCGGCAGCGGCGGCAGCGGCGGCAGCGGCGGCAGCGGCGGCAGCGGCGGCAGCGGCGGCAGCGGCGGCAGCGGCGGCAGCGGCGGCAGCGGCGGCAGCGGCGGCAGCGGCGGCAGCGGCGGCAGCGGCGGCAGCGGCGGCAGCGGCGGUGCUCGCCGGGCUUCCCCCGUUCGAGCUGCAGACCCUGAGGUGUCGCGAGAUCUAUCUCCGCAACCGGGGUCUGCUGGGCGAAGUUGA